AUAUUCAUUCGAAAUCCUUACAUAAACCACCACAUUCAUUUCUCAUAACACAUCAUUCUUUCAUUCUUUCUUUCUUUCUUUCUCAUUCUCAUCUUUUUUCCUCAUCCUCUCAUGGCGGCUAUCGAAGAGCUACCUUCUUCCAUUCCUCACCCUUCUUCCAAGGAGAAAGUGUUGAAUGAUAUGAUGGAAAAGGGUUUAGGAAGAUUUGGUUGGUUAGAAUUUCUGCAGUGCAUUCUUGUUUCAUUUGCAUCCUUCGUUGAUGCACAGCAUUCAUUCAUAACGAUUUACACCGAAGAUUACCCGUCAUGGCAUUGCACAAAUUCAACAUUAUGCAACUCGGAUUCUAAUAUAUGCAAUAUCCCUAAAUCUGCAUGGUCAUGGGAUGGACCAUCACACAAAACAGUGAUAUCUCAAUGGAAUCUUGAGUGUGCCAGUAGCUUUGUUACUGGUUUACCGCAAUCUUCGUUCUUCAUUGGUUGCCUUUUCGGUUUGUUUCUUCUCGCGACUUUGGCGGAUACUUCACUUGGAAGAAAGAACACACUUGUUAUCUCUUGUUUAUCGAUGUCUAUAGUUUCGUUUCUCAUAGUUUUCUCUACGGAUAUUUGGAUUUACUCUGCUUUUAAAUUCUUGAUUGGCUUUUUGCGUUCGUCGAUCGGAACAUGUGUUUUAGUUAUGCUUGCUGAGAAAGUUAGUACUGAAUGGAGGUUCACCGUUGGUAUUGUCGAAUACACCUGCUUCAUAUUAGGGUAUAUGUCACUGUCUGGUAUAGCUUAUGCCAAUAGGUUUAAUUCGUGGAGAUCGGUUUACAUCUGGACGUCGGUUCCUGCUAUUUGUUACUCGGUUCUUGCUUAUAUCUUUGUUACUGAGUCUCCGAGGUGGCUUCUAAUGCAAGGAAGACAUCAAGAGGCUAUGGCAAUGCUUACAGGAGUUUCUUCAUUAGAGAAUGGUAAUGAUUUGACAGUAGGUUUGAUAGAAGCUCCUGUGAAUCGACAAAAGGCUUCCGUUUUCCAACUCUACUCAUCGAUAGCCGAGUUGUUUGGGAGAGGCUGGGCUUUAAAGAGAAUGGUCGCGGUAAUGGUGCUUGGUAUUGGAAUUGGAAUGGUGUAUUUUGGUUUGCCGUUAGCAGUUGGGAAUUUAGGAUUCGAUAUUUACUUGGCCGUUGUGCUCAGUGCCUUGAUCGAAAUACCGGCUUGCGUGGCUACCUAUUUCUUGGAGAACCGCCAAAGAAAACCAUCGAUUCUUGUAUUUUCAGUAGCCAGUGGCGUGUGCUGUAUAAUGUGUGUUGUUGUUGGAUCAGGAAUACAAGAAAUUAGAGUCGGAUUAGCAAUGGCAUCGUUUUUCUGUUCUUGCACAGCUUUUAAUGUGUUUCUGAUUUACAUUCUUGAGCUAUUUCCUACAAGUGUGAGGAACACUACAACAUCAUUGGUGCGACAAGCUAUGGUUUUUGGUAACAUUUUCAUCCCCUUUUUGGUAUCUGCUGGGAGGAAAAAUGACAUUUUCUCUUACGGCGUGUUUGGAGUAGUUGUCAUGUUGUCUUGUUUUACGUUGCUCGGUUUGCCAGAGACAAGAGGAUUGGCUCUUUGUGAUACCAUGGAUCAACAAGAGAAGAAAGACGAUAUGUCGGUAUAAAAUUGGUUAAAGAGUAGUUGUCAUGUUCUGAUCAAUUUGAAGGAAUUUUGAAGGCAGUUAGUUAAAGAUGAUUCUGUUAUUUCCUCCCUCAUGUUCCCCAAUAUUGAUUCUGACCACUGAUAACUGUUUUGAUCAAAUGAAGAAUGCAUAAAGUUGAUCAAAUUGAUCAAAUGAAGAAUGCAUAAAAUUAAUCAAAGUUUCUAGUAGAGUUUAGUGUUUAUGGUAUGUUUCUGUUUUAGUCCCUCAAGGUCUCUAUGAUGAUGAGUUGGCAGAAUUACGAUCAUGAUUUUUUUCUUUUCAAAAGUUAACAUAUACUCUAUCCGUGCCUAAUUUACUU
Lathyrus oleraceus (garden pea) is the source of this 1966-nucleotide messenger RNA. Its product is annotated as organic cation/carnitine transporter 3. Bases 112 to 1629 code for a protein of 505 amino acids. The transcript has 2 exons. Gene Ontology annotation, biological process: transmembrane transport. Gene Ontology annotation, cellular component: membrane. NCBI's taxonomy places the organism in Eukaryota, Viridiplantae, Streptophyta, Magnoliopsida, Fabales, Fabaceae. Gene Ontology annotation, molecular function: transmembrane transporter activity. The record is from RefSeq and is a predicted model, not a curated record.